AUGACAAAGAUCACAUCUGACCUACUGACGGUUAACCAUCAUUUGUACCAUACACGAUGGAAAAGCACUUUCCACAACCAUAUCGUUCAUCACCUCCUCGCUCUUUGGGCGCUGGGAGCAUCCCCGGCCGAGAUACAGGAUAUGUGGGAUUACAAUACGCCGUACCAAUCCUCCAUCGAACGAGACCUGGUUCCAGGCAUAAAAGGGUUGGACCUUAAUGAUCCGGUGACCUUUGACAAAUGUCUCGGAAAUGAUGAUUGUUAUGCUGUUUUUCUGGGAUUUUUUGAAAACGAAGUCGCGGAGAAGGGAUGGCAAAACAUUGUCAAGGAAUAUGUUCUCAAAGGUGAUGAGAGGGCAGAUGAUAUUCUCUGUCGAUUGUUCUCGGAUCUCGUUCAUCCGAUGAUCCAUCUGGGCUCUGUGAUUGAGUUCCAGCAACCAAGUCUCAUCGCGGAAGCCCUGGCCGGUGCUUGUGUGCAUGAUAACUGGCCUAAGAGGUUUCUCCUCCCGACAGAAAAAUACGUUCGAUCACAGGGAAUCGUGUCAUCCAUGUCCCUGUUGCAUGUCUUGAACAGCCUCCGUGGUGAUCCCGAGAUUGCCUCUGGCGUGAAAGCGACUGAUCCUUUUAACAAAAUCCCCGAUGGUUUCCUGCAGCGGAUCACUGACGAGCAACUUGCGCCUUAUCUAGGCUUGUUUCAGGUCAAGCCGACGGCUGAAGACCUACAAGCCAAAAUGGCAGACAUGAUGCAAACUGUUGUGUAUAUGCGUGAAUCCAUCGAUUUUGUGCUUCUGCACUGUGCCACGCUGUGUGUUUUCUAUCCAGCCAUAUUGGCUCAGGACUGGAUAUCUGAUCUGGAAAAGAGUAGGCUGCUGAAAGCUACUGCCCGUGUUGGCGCGGUCAUGUAUGCCGGUUGCGGGAGUCCCAAGCUGGAUGCUAACCGUAUUCGAGAAGAUGAAGGGCAUGCUGCCAAAUUGGUCCGGGCAUUUUACAGCUUGGAGCAGCUGCCUGAGCCACCGGUUGAUUUCCCAAUCCGGAAGAGGGACAUUUUGACAAUUGCUCAUAUGACCAUGGAUUCGAUUGAGGGGGCGCUCGAGGCGGAUGGGCCAAAGGUAGCUGAGCAGAUAGCUGAGGCAGUGUUGCAGAGAAUUGGGCGGGGAGGGAAAAUGGUGGUGGAUAAUAUGAAGCGAUGGGUGUUUUAUGGGGGUUUGGAGGGAGCUUGGGAUAAUCGGCCUGAUUUAAAGACUUCUUGA
Aspergillus glaucus CBS 516.65 is the source of this 1248-nucleotide messenger RNA. Its product is annotated as questin oxidase family protein. The record is from RefSeq and is a predicted model, not a curated record. The transcript has 5 exons. Lineage: Eukaryota; Fungi; Ascomycota; Eurotiomycetes; Eurotiales; Aspergillaceae. Gene Ontology annotation, molecular function: oxidoreductase activity. The coding region runs from base 1 to 1248 and encodes 415 amino acids.